Molecule: messenger RNA, 1407 nt
Organism: Penicillium maclennaniae
Lineage: Eukaryota; Fungi; Ascomycota; Eurotiomycetes; Eurotiales; Aspergillaceae
Exons: 3
Coding region: 1-1407 (468 amino acids)
Biological process (GO): dephosphorylation
Molecular function (GO): phosphatase activity
Source: RefSeq, a predicted model, not a curated record
AUGCGUGGUACCUCUGCCACUGCUGCUGUCGUGCUCGGGGCUGUCGGUCCCGCCCUAGGCCUGAGCCCCUUGGACACGUUCUAUCCGCCUACUCUCGAUGAUACCGCAUACAUCUCCAACAGCUCAAUCGGAACUUAUGGUGGUAUCUACAAGGCUCCUACCAAUGGUCCGACCGGAGGAACUCCCUACGGCACCUAUGAUUAUUGCUCAAUGCCCCACCCUCGUACUAAGGAGUAUGAGCUUCCCGAGCCCAUCGCCAAUGGUUCCGUGAAGGGAAAGCUGGUUUACCUGGAGUAUCUGCAGCGUCACCAGAGACGCUCUCCAUAUAACAUUCUGCCCGGUGGAGAGAACCAAGCUUACCAGUGCGAUAAUGUCCGCCCAUAUCUUUACGCCGGGCCCAACAGCGAUGGUUCCACCCAACCGAUUCCGAUGUACGCUCAGACGUACCAGGAUCCCACCAACCCGUUUACUCCGGGUGUCAACGGAACCUGCCAGUACCCGCAGAUCACCAUCGGCGGUGUUCAGGAUGGGUUCCAGCAUGGCAAGGACCUCUGGGCCGUCUAUGGUAAUAAGCUCGGUAUUAUCCCCAAAAAACCCAACAACCGCGUCUGGUUCCGGUCUAGCGACUCUGCGCUCACUCAGGCUUCUGCUGGUGCGGUUCUCCGUGGUGUAUGGCCCGAUUAUGAGGGUGCUUUGCCUUUGCACCAGAUGGUAGCCUCGGUUGACACCGUCAACGAGGGCUACUCUUGCAACGCCGUCAGCUCUACGCUCAGUGAGCUUGAAUCUACUACUGAGUGGAAGGAGCACCUGACUGUCACCGCCGAUCUGCGUUCCAAGCUAGGUUCCAUGCUCGGUGCCACUUCCAGCUCGUGGCAGAAUACUUUCGACCACUUCUCCGACAACUUCCAAGCGCGCCUUUGCAAUGGCUACAACCUGCCUUGCAGUACCUCCAACUCUUCUGCGUGCGUCACUAUAGAUAUGGCCGAGGAGGUGUUCCGUGCUGGCGACUGGGAGUGGAACUACUACUGGCGCACCAAUGAGUACGCUCAAAAGUACAUUCAGGUCGUCGAGGGUCUGUUCAUUGGUGAGAUUGUCACUCGUCUUCGGUCUGUCCUGAACGGAGACUCUAGCCUUGACUACACUCACAUCUUCAUUCACGAUGGUGACAUUGGCCCUAUUCUGGGUGCUCUGGGUAUCAACGCUCUCCGUUGGCCUGCGAUGGCUUCUAACAUUGCCUUUGAAAUCUGGGAGACUGAGGGCAAGAACAAAGAACUUUAUGCGCGGGUCCUCUACAGUGGACAGCCCGUUCAGACUAUUCACGGGACUUUGGAGUGGCUGUCUCUCUCAAGCCUCAUUGACAUCCUGACACCUUAUGUUCCCGAGGACAUCACCACCCUUUGUGGUUGA